This is a messenger RNA of Myxocyprinus asiaticus (Chinese sucker), 7438 nucleotides long. RefSeq names its product tensin-2-like. The coding region runs from base 50 to 4966 and encodes 1638 amino acids. Gene Ontology annotation, molecular function: protein tyrosine phosphatase activity; protein binding. Lineage: Eukaryota; Metazoa; Chordata; Actinopteri; Cypriniformes; Catostomidae. Gene Ontology annotation, biological process: peptidyl-tyrosine dephosphorylation. The transcript is spliced from 28 exons. The record is from RefSeq and is a predicted model, not a curated record.
GAGAGAGGGAGACAGGAGAGAGACGGACCAGCACGGUCCAGAUCUCUAUAUGGGUUGCGCCCUGAGUGCAGAUAGCUGCGGGGACGAGCCGGAUCCGGUGCCAGUGAGAGGGUCUUUAAGGAGAAAGAGAGCAGAGUCCAGGGGAACCAUGAGGCUGACUAAGGCAGGCAAGGGCGAGCCCCACUUCUUCAAAGAAAAGACCUUCAAAAAGAAGCGCCAGUGUGUGGUGUGCAGACAGAGCGUCGAGAGUUUGGGCUCCUUCUGUCGAGUUUGCAAAACAGCCACUCAUAAGAAAUGCGAAGCCAAGAUCAACACAGCCUGCAUCCCGGCACAACCCUCCGAACUGCGGAGGGGGACAUCCUCAUCUAGACACAUUCAGCAUCUGGGCUCAACCAAGUCUCUGACCUACACCAAACAGAGAAACACUCUCCCGAGGAGCUUAAGUGUGGACCGGGUAAUGGACAGAGUGAUGGAGAGGCACUAUGAUUUCGACCUCACCUACAUCACAGAGCGGAUCAUCUCUGUGUUUUUCCCCCCUCUGCUGGAAGAGCAGCGGUACCAUCUCAAUCUCAGAGAGGUGGCGGCCAUGCUCAAGUCCAAACACCAGGACAAGUUUUUGUUAUUUAAUCUGUCUGAGAGAAGACAUGACAUCACUCGAUUAUCCCCAAAGGUUCAUGAAUUCGGCUGGCCAGACAUGCACGCUCCUCCGCUGGAUAAGAUCUGUGCUAUGUGCAAGGCCAUGGAGAACUGGCUGAACUCCGACCCCCAGCAUGUGGUUGUUCUGCACUGCAAGGGCAACAAAGGAAAGACAGGAGUUAUUAUUGCUGCUUACAUGCAUUACAGCAAGAUAUCAGCGGGAGCAGAUCAGGCCCUCAGCACAUUGGCCAUGAGAAAGUUUUGUGAAGAUAUAGUGUCCUCCUCUCUCCAGCCCUCUCAGAAUAGGUAUAUCUAUUACUUUGGUGGUCUGCUCUCAGGGGCCAUUAAAAUGAACAGCAGUCCUCUCUUCCUCCAUCAGGUCCUCAUUCCUACCAUCCCCAACUUCCAGGAAGAUGGAGGUUUCUUCCCUUUCCUGAAGAUCUAUCAGUCCAUGCAACUUGUCUACACUUCUGGCAUAUAUGAUUUGCAGGGCUCUGGCAGCAGAAGGCUGAUAGUCACUAUUGAGCCUGCACUGCUGCUAAAAGGAGACAUCAUGGUAAAGUGUUAUCACAGACGUGUUCAGGCUUCUGAAAGAGACUCUGUGUUUCGACUGCAGUUCCAUACUUGCACUAUUCAUGGAGCUCAGUUGUGGUUCGGCAAAGGGGAACUGGAUGAAGCCUGUUCAGAUGACAGAUUCCCCACUGAUGCCACAGUGGAGUUUGUGUUUUCGUCUGGACCAGAGAAGAUCAAAGGGAGAGCGAGCCAGAGGAAUGAUCCAGCUGUCAGUGUGGACUAUAACACAAAUGAUCCUGUGGUGCGCUGGGACUCUUAUGAGAACUUCAAUCAGAGACAUCAGGACAGCUUAGAGGAUAUUGCACACACAAGAGGACCUCUUGAUGGUAGCCUGUAUGCACAGGUCAAAAAGCGUCGUGCUGCAGGCUCAGCCUCCACCAAUGGGAGCCCUGCAAGAAGCUCUGAUGAGAGACCUAGUCAGCUUCUGUCUGUCAGCACUGAUUCUGGACACUCAUCCAUCCCACCUGACCGCCUCAAUGAACCAACACGACCGUCCCCGCCCACUCAGCAUGAGAGGGAAGAACUUGACCGGCUCCUGGGUGGAAUUGAAGGUGAAGGAAGUGUGAGGGAUCGUGACCGAGAGACGGCCAUUUUGGACGACGGCGACUCCUUGCCCCCUGAACGAACUGGGUCACUGAGGUUAGGCCGUUCAUGUUCGUGUCGGGUGGGCUACCGAUCCCAACGUUGUGUCGAGCCUGGAUGCGAUGGACUCCAUCACUUAUCCAAUGGCUAUUACCUUGAUCGAACUCCCACCACUAACGGACACACUGGAGCUCCUUCUCCAGGUAUGGCGUCGGUCAUUGGGCUUUGCCAACACCACAGCGCUCAUCCUAACCAGUCCCUGCCACCUCCAGACCUGCUCUGGGACCGCCAACAAGGCCCACAGCACUACCUUCACCGCACUUGCUCAGAGGGGCCAUCACGUCACUUGUGCCCGUAUCCUUCCCAAGACAUCAGCCCCAAUCCGCAUAGUCUGUCUCCAACUGGGCGACUGCUCUGUAGGGCUGACGAGUACAUUCCAUACCCCCAUCAUCACCACAACCAUCCGCACCACAUGAAACCUUCUGGUCCUUACCAUGACGUCAUGAUGUUAGAUGGCCUAGUGACGCCUGGCUGCCCAUGUCGGGAUUGCUGCCUGCGGCGAGAAGAUUUACACACCCUCCGUUUGGACAGAGAAGACGGACUACACUGGGAGCGAGAAGCAGAGCUUCACCGGGAUGCUGGGUUGAGGCGUGGUAGAGAGUCUGAUAUCCAGAGAGGUCCAGAGUUAUGGGACCAGGAGUUAGGGCUACGGCGGGGCAGAGAAAUGCCACUCCACUGGGACAGAGACAGAGAGGCAGAGCUACAGUGGGAGAGGGAACGAGAAGCAGAAUAUUGGCACAGAAGGACCACCAUAUCGCCCUACGUGCCCCACAGUCAUGACUUCACAGACAACUUCGAUCCCCUGCCUGCCGGCCACCCAGCAUACCCCGAACCCUCCCGGUCCCACUCUCACAUCCAUCUGGAUCUCAAAUACAGCAGCAGCUCCAAUGGAUACCAGACGCCACACCAGGCAUGCCCCUGCUCCCCCUACCAGCCCUCACCUUCAGAGAGCCGUGGAUAUGCCUCGGGCUACCAGUCUGAAUCCACGUCCCCCCUACCCCCUCCCUCCGCCUCCUGCCCAGGCCCAGUGCCCCACACCAGUGGACCAACAGACAGCCAAACAGACGCACACCCCCAGCAGUACACCUCUGACAGAAAUACAGAUUGUCCUGGUGCAGUUGGCGUAUGCUGGCGCAGUCACAUCAACCAUGGUUCCCUGCGACGGACACACCGAGAUCCACAUGCUCCAUGUUCCACACCCUCUGAUAUUUCAGGACCUCCAACACCAGUCCACACUAGCAGCCCAUUGCGAACCCAGGAGAGCCCCAGUCUGAGUGUCCGUGAAUAUGACACGAGAGAGAUGAACAGUGAAAACAGUUCAGCCCACUCCCACAACAGGCCUUACCAUCCUGCCCUGCAGUCCAGCAGCACCAAUCAGGUGCCUCGGCAAACUGUACUUUCAUCUAAUCAAGAGAUUACUGAGACACACACCUUUCCUGCCACGCCCACCACCAUCCAACAACUCUCCACAUAUUCCACGCCUACAACACUCCCAACCCCACAAAUCCCCACCAGACCAGAACACUCCACCCCUUUAACACCCCCAUCAGAAUCUAAUCAACCACAGACUUACUGCUCGCCUACUGCUGCAACAGUGCCACCCACAGGGGAAAUGGUACUUAUGCCCCAGACAGCCCAACCUGAGACUGUUAAACAAGUAACCCCACAUUCUGUUAGCCCUCCACAGCCCUCCUCUCCUGUCCCUGCUGAGUCCAUCCCACCUAACCCGCAGUCUAAUGGAGGGUCACCAUCUCCUGAGCCAGAUGCCCCUAAACCUGCUUCCUCUGCCCCUGCGUCCUCACAACCGCCCGUUGGAGACCAUGAGAGCUCUUCUUCACCCGAACCGCCAGUGCCUGGGUUCGCAACACUAGGCAGGAAGCUAAUGCUGGGCUCUGAUACCUCACUUCCUGCUGGACACAUGCAAGUGUGCACCAGCAUGGAUGGAAGUCCAAACUCCUCAAUGGGACAUUCCACACCUACCUUCCCUCUCGGCUCAGCCUGCUGCACCCCGUCUCCACCGGCAAGCUCCUACUCAGGGUGUCCAGCCGUCUCUGUUCCACAGCCUCCGCUUCCCGAAAAACGCCGCCAAUCUGGGCUGCCAGGCUCGCCCAAUGGGAGGUCUGGAACCUUGAGGGCAUCCAUGGGUCACCCGCCCUCUGGACAGCACCAUGUUACGUUCUCCUCUUCAGUAGGAGAGCUGACUGUGCCUGCUGGACAGGUAGAUGUCGGUGUGGAGGUUGAAAUGGGCAGCCGUGUCAGUGUGAAAUUUGUGCAGGACAGCUCUCGGUUUUGGUAUAAACCUGGCAUCUCCAGAGAGCAAGCUAUAGCAGCACUGAAGGAAAGAGAGCCAGGGGCCUUCCUCAUCCGAGACAGUAACUCCUUCCAGGGGGCCUACGGGCUGGCCCUGAAAGUGGCCAGCCCGCCUCCCAAUGUCAGUAACCACAGCAGCAAAGGGGGAGAUCCUCUGGAACAGCUGGUUCGACACUUCCUUAUUGAGACAGGCCCCCGAGGAGUGAAGAUCAAGGGCUGUCAUAAUGAACCCUACUUUGGGAGUCUUUCAGCACUUGUGUAUCAGCAUUCCAUUACACCGAUCUCUCUGCCCUGUGCCCUCCACAUCCCAGAGAAAGACCCAAUAGGAGAAGUCCCGGAGGUUCAGCCAGUCAGUAAUAUGAGUACAGCUGCAGACCUUCUCAAACAGGGAGCAGCCUGUAAUGUGCUAUACCUGAACUCAGUAGAGACUGAGUCGCUGACGGGGCCCCAGGCUAUUGCUAAGGCCACGGGGGCCACAAUGACACGCAACCCUCGGCCCUCUGCCACAGUGGUCCACUUUAAGGUGUCGGCCCAGGGCAUUACACUGACGGACAGCCAACGCAGGGUGUUCUUCAGAAGACAUUACCCCAUCAACAGUGUGACUUUCAGCAGUGUGGACCCACAGGACAGAAGGUGGACUAACUCAGACAGCACGACCUCUAAAGUAUUUGGUUUUGUUGCCAAAAAGCCUGGGAGCGUAGCGGAGAACGUGUGCCACCUUUUCGCAGAGCUGGAUCCGGAACAGCCCGCGACUGCCAUUGUCAACUUCAUUAACAAAGUUAUGCUGGCACCACAGAGACACUAGAGCCCCAGGGAGGAGAAAGAUCAUUUGUCUUCUUCACUUACACCACAGCACCGGUCUAAUAUGGCUUUGUGCACCAAACACAAAUGACAACAAAGUUUAAGGCUUCGGAAAUGCAUUUUACUGACUACAAACCUUUUGUUUGUUGCAUAAGGGCUUUACCAUUGACUUGAUACUUUGAUACCAUGGUAUAUCAUUGGACCUUGGUACCAUAACAUGAUACCAAAACAAAUUAAAGCCAAAUUUUUCAGAAUGUAAACAAACUGAAGCAAACAGUCUGUUAUUGUCAAGCGGUAUUUUGGUAUUCAUGGGAUUGUAAAUAACUUUAUGAAAUAAAGUCACUUAUGGCACCAUGACUGCUAAACUAUGUAGACUUAGCACCAGGGGUUUUCAAAACAGAUAUCUAAGCACUUUUUUUGACCCCUGGAUAAAAAUAAAUGUUAUAUGCACUCAGAAACAUACACCUUGCACAGAUAUCAGUCUCUGCAGUAUGACAAUCAACAGGUAAUGUACAUCAGUUUUGCUCUUUAUUUAACUUUCAGACCAUGUCUAAUUAGUUUGAAAAUUAGUUUUCAUUUCCUGACGUCAUCGUAUAUGUACGUUUAAGAUUGGGGUUAUGGAGAGCAUUUUUUGUGGGAAGUAAAACACAGCUCUAAUGUGGAAAAGAGGCAUAAAUGUAGACCGUUUUCAAACAAAAAUGUAUUAGUAGGCCACAUCCACACAAGUCCGUUUUCAGUCUCCCAACACCAUUGUUUUCCAAAGAAUGUGGUGGAAAUAGUUUUCAAAACGCUUCAUUUUUGUGUGCAGGAAAACGGCUUUCUGAUGUAGAUGACAGGUGUAAAUGUUGUGAAAUUAAUGUGUUUUCAAUUGAAAAUGUUAUAGUAGGCCACGUGCACACUAUUCCACUUUUGUUUGAAAACUCCGUUUUCAUUUUCCUAACAUCAUCGUUUUCCAAAGUAUGCGGUUUAUGAAGGUUGUUUUCGGAACUCUCAAUUUUCGGUGGAGGAAAACUGGAUUCAAAUGUGGAUGAUGGGUGUAAACGUAGCAAAAUGUAUGCGUUUUCAUCCAAAAACGUAUUGGUUGAUCAUGUGAAUACAUUCGUUUUUGUUUGAAAACUCAGUUUUCAGUUUCCCACGUCAUCGUUUUCCAAAGUAUGCGGUUAUGGAGGUCGUUUUCGGAACGCUCUGUUUUCGGUGGAGGAAAACUGGAUUCAAAUGUGGAUGAGGGGCGUAAACGUUGCAAUAUUAAUGGGUUUUCAAACGAAAAUGUAUUAGUAGACCACAUGCACACUGAACUGUUUUUGUAAAAUUCUCUUUUCAGUUUCCUAAGUUAUUGUUUUCCAAAGUAUGUGGUUAUGGAGUGCAUUUUCUAGACGCUGCAGUUUUGGUGGAGGAAAAAGCUUUCCUUAUGUGAGCUUUAAAGGUAGCAAAAUGAAUGGGUUUUCAACCGAAAAUUUACUAGUAGGCCACGUGCACACAAAUCCGUUUUUGUUUGAAAAAGUUCUGUCAUCGAAAAGGCCACGUCCAUUUCAUUUGAAAACAUUAAUUUACUUUUACGCUUCUCAACAUUACAUUCUACACAUAAGAAUGCCGUUGUCCUCCCACAAAAAAGUUUUCAAGCAAAAAUGGAUUAGUUUAUGCUAAAUUACUGGUUAAUUUUUAUUUAACAGGAAAUUUCAAAGGCGAACUAGUUAAAAAAUAAUUUUGACUGGAAAGAAGGUGCCAUUGUUUCUGAAUCUGGCCUGAAGAGUCAGUAAGCAAUAUGGGAAGUUUGAGAGAGUUUGAGAUGGAGAUACAGACAUGUGAUUAUUUCCCAGAGAGAAUUCAGUUACCUUUAGAGUGUGAAGGAAUGAUAUUUGUCCCUUUAUGUUUUGUAAUAUUUCAUGCACUGUUAAUAAAUAUAAUAAAAUACAUUCAAAUAUACCAUCCAAUUUCGUACAUCACAUAUUUUCUGAAACAUAAGCUUGGUCAGCUAAACGUCAUACGUCACGCUGUACUGUUGUGCGUGCAAUAUUGUGUAGUAAAACAUAUUGGAAUAUAAUCAGUCUUUAAACUGAUAAAGACAGGCGCAGGAGGUUUCCACCACCAUAACGUUUCAUUCUGUAUUUCAUGUUCACAUAAAGAAUGAUACAAAAUGUCCAGAAGUUGUUUAUAACCAAAGACUAUGCUCUGUAUUCAGUUACGAUUUAAGCUGUGCCAUUUCUUUUACAUACCUGUAGCAACAAGCUAUUGCUGUUUUUGACAGAUAGUAAGACAUGUCUAAGACAUCUUGAAUAUAUUGUAUUCUGUAUUUUCUUAUUGAUCUUUGUAUGUAGUAAUAUAUUUUCUCACAUACAGCAGACUUGGGAAGUAAAAAAAAAAAAAAAAAGACUGAUAAAAAGAUUUUUUUCUUAUUAUUAUUAUUACCAAAUGCUAUUUUUUCAGUGUAUGCGCAAAUGAUAAAUAUAAUAAAGAUUUUUAAAGUCAUGGUACCAAA